Messenger RNA from Nicotiana attenuata, 879 nucleotides. RefSeq lists its product as uncharacterized. NCBI's taxonomy places the organism in Eukaryota, Viridiplantae, Streptophyta, Magnoliopsida, Solanales, Solanaceae. The record is from RefSeq and is a predicted model, not a curated record. Bases 1 to 879 code for a protein of 292 amino acids. The transcript has a single exon.
AUGGACUGGAGGGACAGAGGUCACAAAAAAGCAUUAUUAGCUUGGGAUAGACUAUGUUGUCCAAAAGCAGCAGGGGGAUUGAACAUACUGGACAUAGGCAUAUGGAAUAAAGCAGCCAUUUGCAAGCUGUUGUGGAGUCUAAGUAAGAAGAAAGAUAAAAUGUGGAUACAAUGGGUCCACCUAUACUAUAAGAGAUACAUUACUUGGGGUGAUCGACCAAAGCAAGCAUCAUGGGUGGUCAAAAAAAUAAUAAAAGCAAAGAAACACUUUGAAAAAGCAGGGUACUCAGAAGAAAAGGUGCUGCAAAUGGACAAAUUCUCAAUCAAGGCUAUGUACUCGAAGCUUAGAGGAGAAUUUACAAAGGUAUCAUGGAGGAGGAUGACAUGUAAUAAUGCUGGGCUACCUAAAUGGACAUCCACACUAUACCUGGCUGCUCACAGAAGAUUAUUAACAAGAGAAAGAUUAGGGAGAUGGGGCUUCCUGGAGGAUACAUCUUGUGCACUAUGUAACAGUGAAGAAGAAAUUAUUGACCAUUUAUUCUUUAAAUGUUCAUUUUCAACACAAGUAUGGGCAGCAAUGCUAGAAUGGCAGGGAAUAAAGAGGCGGGUGAUGGCUUGGGGACAAGAACUAGAAUGGGCUGAAAGACAAUACAAAUUGAAGAGUCGUACAGCAGAAGUAUACAUAAUGGUUCUAGCUGGUAGCAUAUACUACAUAUGGCAAGAGAGGACUGCACGAGUAUUUCAAGCAAGACAGAGGAGUGCUGAAGCAAUUACUAGACAACUAGUUCAAGAAGUCCACUAUCGAGGGGGCACGAAACAUAGACUGAAGGAGAGAUUAUUAGAGUUAAACUACUACCCUAUUGUUCAUAUGGAUGUGUAA